Molecule: messenger RNA, 1535 nt
Organism: Phalaenopsis equestris
Lineage: Eukaryota; Viridiplantae; Streptophyta; Magnoliopsida; Asparagales; Orchidaceae
Product: 3-oxoacyl-[acyl-carrier-protein] synthase I, chloroplastic-like
Biological process (GO): fatty acid biosynthetic process
Molecular function (GO): 3-oxoacyl-[acyl-carrier-protein] synthase activity
Source: RefSeq, a predicted model, not a curated record
AAGCAGCAAAAUGAUCGACCAUUAUUCCCAAGUGGCCGAUUCGGACUCGACAGUUCUCCCUCGGUGUCGUCGCCGCCUACAUCGUCCAUAUCGCCAAAUCGUUCCGUCAGAUCUUCAUCUCGGCCUCUUUCAUCUUGUUUGUCAGGAGGGUUUCUUCGCCUCUACAAAAUGCAGAGCCUUCUCUCCCCUCCGGCCCUCCAAAUCCCCGCAUCGGAGGGGCUCCGCAGCUGCCCGUCCAUCCCUACGGUUGCUCAUCGCCGAUGCAGAUAUGGGAGGUUCGCGGUGCGGUCGUCAAGGGUGGGCGGCCGUGGCUUCUGCUCCGGCGGCGGCUCCCCGGAGGGAGACGGAUCCGAAGAAGAGGGUUGUGAUCACGGGGAUGGGACUUGUCUCGGUGUUCGGAAAUGACGUGGACAAGUACUAUGAGCGUCUGCUCGAGGGGGAAAGCGGGAUCGGACAGAUAGAUCGGUUCGAUGCCUCGGUGUUCCCGACGAAAUUCGCCGGCCAGAUUAGGAAUUUCUCGUCGGAAGGCUACAUCGACGGGAAGAACGACCGCAGGCUCGAUGAUUGCCUGAGAUAUGGUCUUGUGAGUGGGAAGAAGGCACUAGAAAACGCUGAUCUGGCUCCUGGAAGCGCCGCUCUCAAAAAGAUUGACAAAGUGCGAGCUGGUGUUCUAGUGGGAACAGGCAUGGGUGGGCUUACUGUGUUUUCUGAUGGUGUUCAAGCUCUGAUUGACAAAGGCUAUAGAAAAAUAACGCCUUUCUUUAUUCCCUAUGCCAUAACCAACAUGAGUUCUGCUUUGCUUGCCAUGGACAUUGGUUUCAUGGGUGCAAAUUAUUCAAUUUCUACUGCUUGUGCUACUUCCAAUUAUUGCUUCUACGCUGCUGCGAACCAUAUUCGUCGAGGAGAUGCUGAUGUAAUGAUAGCUGGAGGAACUGAAGCUGCGAUCAUUCCCAUCGGUCUUGGUGGAUUUGUUGCUUGUAGAGCUCUAUCUCAAAGGAAUGAUGAACCCCGUACUGCAUCAAGGCCAUGGGACAAAGGUCGUGAUGGAUUUGUUAUGGGUGAAGGCUCUGGAGUACUGGUCUUGGAGAGUCUUGAACAUGCAAUGAAACGUGAUGCGCCAAUUAUUGCAGAGUAUUUGGGAGGUGCUGUCAACUGUGAUGCUUAUCACAUGACUGAUCCCAGAGCUGAUGGUCUUGGCGUCUCUACUUGUAUACAGAAAAGUCUUGAAGAUGCUGGUGUUGCACCAGAAGAGGUUAAUUAUAUUAAUGCUCAUGCUACAUCUACACCUGCUGGUGACCUUGCUGAGGUGAAUGCCAUAAAAAAGGUGUUCAAGAACCCAAAGGAUAUCAAGAUGAAUGCAACUAAGUCCAUGAUAGGCCAUUGCCUUGGUGCUUCUGGGGGUUUGGAAGCCAUUGCUUGUGCAAAGGCUAUUACUACUGGGUGGCUGCACCCUACCAUAAACCAAUUUGACCCCGAGCCUGCUGUCGACUUUGAUACAGUGGCUAAUAAGAAGCAGCAACAUGAGGUCAAUGUUG